AUGGGGGAGGAGGGCAGCGAGGGGAGGGGGGCCCCGGCGUUGGAGGCGGACAAGCCGCUGAAGUGCUCGGUCUGCGCCAAAGGCUUCAAGUACCGCUACGGUCUGCAACGCCACGAGUGCACCCACCGCUCCGAGAGGCCCUUUAAAUGCCGGCACUGCAACAAGGGCUUCAAGCACUCCUCGGGGCUGGUCAACCACCAGCGCAUCCACGCCCAGGAGCGGCCGCACGCCUGCCCCGUCUGUGCCAAGACCUUCAAAUACCGCUACUGCCUGGCGCGGCACGAGUGUGUCCACACCCAGGAGCGGCCGCACGCCUGCCCCGUCUGUGCCAAGACCUUCAAGCACCCCUCCGGGCUUCUGAAGCACCAGCGAGUCCACACCCGCAGCCGGCCCUUCGUCUGCCCCGUCUGCGGCUCCGGCUUCACCCACCCCUCCGUCCUCCGCCGGCACCAGGUGGUUCACGCCGAGGACCGGCCUAUCCGAUGCGAAGACUGCGGCCGGGGCUUCUAUUACCCCUCGGCGCUCAGGAAGCACCAGCAGAGCCAUGGCAAGGCUGGUGAGCGGCCCCCAUACCUCCGCACCUACCGGCCCCCCGACGGCAGCCAUGGUGCCGGGCCCCCCGACCUCAAGCCCUGCAAGUGCUCCGAGUGCGGCAAGGCCUUCAAGAAGUCGUCGGACCUGGUGAUGCACCAGCGGGUCCACACCGGCGAGCGGCCCUACGUCUGCACCCUGUGCGGCAAGGGCUUCAAGCAGCCCUCGGGGCUGAUCCGUCACCGCAUCGUCCACACCGGCGAGCGGCCCUUCAAGUGCUCGAUCUGCGAGAAGAGCUUCACCAUCCUCUGCACGCUCCGCAAGCACCAGAGGCUCCACACCGGGGAGAAGCCGUUCCAGUGUCCCGAGUGCGGCCAACGCUUCACCCAGUCUCACCACUUGGUGUCCCACCGCCGCAUCCACACCGGUGAGAAGCCCUUUGUCUGCCCGGUCUGCUCGAAGGGCUUCAAGCAGCCGUACCAGCUGGUUGAGCACCGGCGGGUACACACCGGCGAGAGGCCGUUCCUCUGCACCGUCUGUGGCCGUGGCUUCAUUCAGUCCUCCCACCUCAAGACCCACCAGCACUUGCACACCGGGGAGCGGCCGUUUAAGUGCGAGACCUGCGGCAAGGGUUUCAUCCUCUCGUCUCACCUCAUCAAACACCAGCGCAUCCACGCCAAAGAGAACUACUAACCCGGUGGCUGGUCAGCCUAGAGACCACCGGACAGAACCAAAACCAAGAUCAUUGCUAACCAGCUAAGGGAUCAUCAACUGGGACCAGAACCUAACCAGAGAUCGUCAGCAUUGACCGGAACCUAACCAGAGAUCGUCAGCAUUGACCGGAACCUAACCAGAGAUCGUCAGCAUUGACCGGAAACUAACCAGAGAUCGUCAGCAUUGACCGGAAACUAACCAGAGAUCGUCAGCAUUGACUGGAAACUAACCAGAGAUCGUCAGCAUUGACCGGAACCUAACCAGAGAUCGUCAGCAUUGACCAGAAUCAAACCAGUGAUCACCAGCAUUGACCAGAAACUAACCAGAGAUCGUCAGCAUUGACCAGAAACUAACCAGAGAUCGUCAGCAUUGACCUGAAACUAACCAGAGAUCGUCAGCAUUGACCGGAACCUAACCAGAGAUCGUCAGCAUUGACCGGAAACUAACCAGAGAUCGUCAGCAUUGACCGGAAACUAACCAGAGAUCGUCAGCAUUGACCGGAACCUAACCAGAGAUCGUCAGCAUUGACCAGAAUCAAACCAGUGGUCACCAGCAUUGACCAGAAACUAACCAGAGAUCGUCAGCAUUGACCAGAAACUAACCAGAGAUCGUCAGCAUUGACCGGAACCUAACCAGAGAUCGUCAGCAUUGACCAGAAUCAAACCAGUGAUCACCAGCAUUGACCUGAAACUAACCAGAGAUCGUCAGCAUUGACCGGAACCUAACCAGAGAUCGUCAGCAUUGACCGGAAUCUAACCAGAGAUCGUCAGCAUUGACCGGAACCUAACCAGAGAUCGUCAGCAUUGACCGGACCCUAACCAGAGAUCGUCAACAUUGACCGGAACCUAACCAGAGAUCGUCAGCAUUGACCGGAAACUAACCAGAGAUCGUCAGCAUUGACCGGAAUCAAACCAGUGAUCACCAGCAUUGACCAGAACCUAACCAGAGAUCGUCAGCAUUGACCGGAAACUAACCAGAGAUCGUCAGCAUUGACCGGAACCUAACCAGAGAUCGUCAGCAUUGACCAGAAUCAAACCAGUGAUCACCAGCAUUGACCUGAAACUAACCAGAGAUCGUCAGCAUUGACCGGAACCUAACCAGAGAUCGUCAGCAUUGACCGGAAGCUAACCAGAGAUCGUCAGCAUUGACCGGAACCUAACCAGAGAUCGUCAGCAUUGACCGGACCCUAACCAGAGAUCGUCAACAUUGACCGGAACCUAACCAGAGAUCGUCAGCAUUGACCGGAAACUAACCAGAGAUCGUCAGCAUUGACC
This is a messenger RNA of Carcharodon carcharias (great white shark), 2519 nucleotides long. Its product is annotated as zinc finger protein 229-like. Gene Ontology annotation, molecular function: RNA polymerase II cis-regulatory region sequence-specific DNA binding; DNA-binding transcription factor activity. Bases 1 to 1224 code for a protein of 407 amino acids. Gene Ontology annotation, biological process: regulation of transcription by RNA polymerase II. The transcript has a single exon. NCBI's taxonomy places the organism in Eukaryota, Metazoa, Chordata, Chondrichthyes, Lamniformes, Lamnidae. The record is from RefSeq and is a predicted model, not a curated record.